AAGAACCCCCGAGAGGGCGGUCUCGAGGCCACUCGAUUCCCGCGCGACCCCGAAGCAUGGCUGUCAAGAAGAUCGCGAUUUUCGGAGCCACCGGCAAUACCGGGCUCACCACCCUGGCGCAGGCGGUGCAAGCAGGCUAUGAAGUCACCGUGCUGGUUCGGGACCCCUCGAGACUACCCUCGGAGGGACCAAAGCCAGCCCAUGUGGUGGUAGGGGACGUCCGACAGGCGGCCGAUGUGGACAAGACGGUGGCCGGGCAGGAUGCGAUCAUCGUGCUGCUGGGCACUCGAAAUGACCUCAGUCCCACCACGGUGAUGUCCGAGGGGGCCCAGAACAUUGUGAAGGCCAUGAAGGCCCAUGGCGUGGACAAGGUCGUGGCCUGCACCUCGGCCUUCCUGCUCUGGGACCCAUCCAAGGUGCCACCCAGACUGCAGGCCGUGACCGAUGACCACAUCCGGAUGCACAAGGUCCUGCAGGAGUCGGGGCUGAAGUACGUGGCUGUGAUGCCACCGCACAUAGGAGACCAGCCGCUCACUGGAGCCUACACGGUCACCCUGGACGGACAGGGGCCCUCAAGGGUCAUCUCCAAACACGACCUGGGUAACUUCAUGCUGCGCUGCCUCACCACGGAUGAGUACGACGGCCACAACACCUACCCUUCCCACAAGUAUGAGUAGGGCCCACCUGGAUCACAUGCCAGCAGCCUGGGGGAACAGAACAAUACAGAGUGAGGGAACAAUAAAUGGGGAGCCCAGAGCUUCAACUUAAGACCC
Molecule: messenger RNA, 773 nt
Organism: Suncus etruscus (white-toothed pygmy shrew)
Lineage: Eukaryota; Metazoa; Chordata; Mammalia; Eulipotyphla; Soricidae
Gene: BLVRB
Product: biliverdin reductase B
Exons: 5
Coding region: 57-677 (206 amino acids)
Source: RefSeq, a predicted model, not a curated record